AAAGUAGCUCUAGUAACAGUCCAUAUGACUUUAGUGCUUGCAGAGUGUUUUCAAGCAUGCGUGCAUGCACCAUCAUAGUGAGAAAUGAGCAUGGGCAGCCUGUGGCAGUUUGAAACCAGCAGCCAGCAUUGCUGACCACUGCUUGCGCAUCCCCCCUAAAUACGUCACCACAGAAGACUGAUCCCAGAUCUUGGGAAAUCUGUUCUUCUUCUGAAAGGCCUUCCGGCAAACUUUCUAGCCAGUACUUGCGCACAGCAAAGCCAACUCAAAAGAUAUCCCCACUGCUGCCGCAAACUUUAACUAGGACCAUUCAAGUUAUCCGCACUGCAAAGGAAAGGCAUUCCACAGCAUGAGAAGGUAUUCAAAAGGCCAAUGGCCAUUGCUCGCUGAAUGCCAGAUAAGGCAACCACAUGUUGUUGAAACACCCAUAAUGAAGCAUGGCGCAGCAGGAAGUAAUUGACUUGGUGGCAGAAGAAGAUCCGCCACCCAUGAGGGUGUCCUUUGAGGUACCUGGCAAGCCCAUGGCAGAAAAGAGGAUGCGCAUGGGCAAGUAUGGACUGUACCAUCCAGGAAGCAAAGAGAAGGAAGCAUUUAGACAAGCAGUGCAAGACUUGGUUCCAGCUACAGCCAGUGGAGUGCUUUUCCCAACCAGUGUACCAGUUACCGUGGAGGUUCAUUUUUGGAUGAGGAGACCGAACACCGACUUCCGUGGCAGCAGGAGAUUGAUGGGCAUUCUCAAGAAUUCAGUUGCCUUUGUGAGACCGAUUGUUCCUGACAUUGACAAUCUGCUCAAGUUCGUUUUGGACGGAAUGAAUCGCUUGGUCUACCAUGAUGACAGCCAGGUCGUGAAAUUGCUGGUGCACAAGCUACUGGAUAAUGAGGGUUCCUGUGAGGGUAGGACUCAGGUGCAAGUGUAUCCUUAUGGAAUGCCCUAGCGGACUGCUGAAACUGACAAAGUCGGCGCAGCAAUAGACGCCGACUUUGUUUCAGCUGUCCGCUAGGGCGGCGUAUUGAAAAUGGACCCCCCAAAGUACCCAAUUCAGUCUCAAUUUGGGCAUCCACCAAGCACAUCUUUAAAGCCUAAAACUAGUUCAAUUUUAUGUAUUUCA
This is a messenger RNA of Seminavis robusta, 1109 nucleotides long. NCBI's taxonomy places the organism in Eukaryota, Bacillariophyta, Bacillariophyceae, Naviculales, Naviculaceae. The record is from the annotation of a GenBank genome assembly.